CCUCACCGUGUCGUCCAGCUACUACAAGGACUUCAUCAUGUUCGCUGUAUCGACCGCAUUAGCUGCUCAGGAGGGCUUAUACUGCUCCCCCACCAACUUCUUCCUUGCCUCUCUGGGCAUUGCUGCUUCCAUCAGUCUAGCCAACCUUGGUGCCGCCUAUGGCACUGCCAAGGCUGGUGUUGGUAUUGCCUGUAUGGGCGUUAUGAGAGGUGAUCUCGUUAUGCGAUCUCUCAUCCCUGUUGUCAUGGCUGGUGUCUUGGGUAUCUACGGUCUCAUUACCUCCGUCAUCAUCAAUGGCAAGCUUGAGAACCCCGCCGCCCUCAGCCCCUACUCAGCUUAUGCCCUACUCGGUGCCGGACUUACUGUCGGUUUCUCUGCGUGGGCCGCCGGAUAUGCUAUUGGCAUCGUUGGUGACAUUGGUGUGAGGUGCAACGCUCUUUCCAACGGCAAGUUGUUCGUGGGCAUGAUCCUCAUUUUGAUCUUCGCCGAAGCCCUGGGUCUAUACGGUCUCAUUGUAGGCCUUGUUGUUGCCUCUGGUGCCAUGGAGAAGGGUAGCAAUCUCUGUAUCCCUUACAAGAGCUAAAUAGUAGCCUAACAUUCAUAGUGGUGACUGGUGUUCACCGUCAUCAUCCCCCCAUUGUGUUUUUCAUUUCUAGUGGUGACACCUGUUCACCCAUCCCUCCACGUGUCACCCGUAGUGGUCUAUCGAUCCUAGUGUGGCGCUUGCGAUACUCAGUAGAAUUCUCUCAUAACACUGAUGGUCUCUUGCCACUUGGAGGGAGGGUGACGGCUUGUCACGGAGUUUGAUGAUAAUGCAUCAUUGCGAAAUGCUAGAACAAUUUCCGU
Perkinsus marinus ATCC 50983 is the source of this 846-nucleotide messenger RNA. RefSeq names its product vacuolar ATP synthase 16 kDa proteolipid subunit, putative. The transcript has 5 exons. The record is from RefSeq and is a predicted model, not a curated record. Gene Ontology annotation, cellular component: proton-transporting V-type ATPase, V0 domain. Gene Ontology annotation, biological process: proton transmembrane transport. The coding region runs from base 38 to 583 and encodes 181 amino acids. Lineage: Eukaryota; Perkinsozoa; Perkinsida; Perkinsidae. Gene Ontology annotation, molecular function: proton-transporting ATPase activity, rotational mechanism.